GAAGAACAUGUUUCUGGCUGAAAAUCAGCUGGAUUCCAGGUGUGGGCCAAAAAGUCGUCCCUUUGCGCUGAAUUGAUCCAAUUUAAAGGUACCAUGUACCAUCACGGAGCGCGCACCGCAUCCCGAUAUUGUAAGUACCGUUGUGAACUACACGCUAUAGACAAAGGGUAUUUGACAUCACUAUGGUAGACGAUCCAGCUGUCUUGAUAAAUCAGUUUAUAGCUGCCGCCGCAAGCGAAGGCGACCUGGAGUUAUUUUCAGCCGAGUUGGCGGGCUUUCUUGCCAACAAAUCGGUGUCUCUUCUCCUGUUCAUUCAGGCGCUUGGCCCGACUUUGACUUCUGAAAGCACUGCCACUAGAACACAUGCUACACAUUGUUUGGCUGCAACGCUUUCCGCCAUGGAUGAUGCCACUUUCUUGCUGAUGCAAGACGUUUCUGUGCUUUUGCAAUUUUUGCUUGCAAAGCUCGAUGACGAGAAAUUGACCGUGCACGUCUUGAAUGCUUUGUCUUCCCUUGUAGGAUUCAAACACUUCAGACCAAAUGUGAAUGGAAACCUUAUCCAGCUACUCGAGAAAAUUUCUGAUCUCUAUGAGCCCAGAAAGCAUUUGGCCAAGGUCCGAUACGAGUCGUUCCAUCUUGUCGAUGCUACUUUCAAAAAUCAUAGAGACGACCUUAUUGCCAUUCCGGCUAAUGCCGAGAAAUUUGCCUCGACAUUUGUGCACAUCGCAAGUGGCGAAAAGGACCCAAGAAACUUGCUCAUGUCAUUUAAGUUGAACACGGCGAUCAACAAAAGCCUUCCUUUCGAUGACAGGUCUGCUAACGAAAAACAUGAUCAACUUCUCACGAAGUUGUUCGAUGUGGCCUUCUGUUACUUCCCAAUCUCAUUCACUCCUCCAGCAAAUGAUCCAUAUAAGAUCACAUCUCAGGAUCUAAAGACUGAAUUGAGAACCACAAUUGCUUCUCAGUCGCAAUUUGCCCAGGAUACAUUUCCUUCACUUUUCGAGAAACUUACCUCAACAAACCCAGCAGUAAGAAACGACGUCUUACAAUGUAUUUGUUCAUGCGUGGAGAAUUAUUCGUCCGAGACCCUCGAGCAAUACUGGGUCGCAAUUUGGGACGCUCUCAAGUUUGAGAUCUUGCACAAUGACGCGCUGAUCUUCAAGCCAGAAGCCGACUCCAUCAUCCCGCUUAAUGCUGAAGCUUUAGAUGAUUCUGAUGAAAAUAAAAUCUUGAUUUAUACUUUGAUUGUUCUUCAAAAGUUGGCACAGAAAUUGGAGCAUGCGGAGUCGUUCGAGCCCAUGACGGCCACUAUCAUCAGUGACUUGAAAUCACAUUUUACGUCCCUCAACGAAAAGACCUCCAAACAAGCCGUCAUUCUCAUCUGUUCAACCGGAACAUCAUCCACUAAGUUUUUUAACAAGAUUGUUCAAUUUUUAUUUUCUUUCGAGGUUUGGGGUAAAUUCAUUCGCAGUGACAAGCUAGAGACUGAGUCUGAGACAGAACAAGAGAUAGACGUCUCUAUAACUGUCACUAGACAGAGAGAAUUAAUUGACUACGUUGGCUUUGUUAUCACAGCAUCCAAAGUCCUAGCGGAGCCGAACGAUUUGUGGGACUUUAAAGAUCACUUACUCAUUUUUAUGGGGCAGCUUUUGCAAACUUCGUCCAACCUUGAGAAAUCUUUGAAGUGUAAGAUUACUCAGCAAUUAACAAAAAUGCUGUUGAUAAGUGGAUUGCUUUCAAGGGAAGAUGCGAAGUUGAUCUUGAACUGGCUUGGUGAGAACAUGGCCAGUAUAACAAGCCAUAGUUCAAAUUCGGACUGGCAGUCCGAUCUUCUUUUACAAGAAAUUGUGAAAAGUAUCAUUCGUAUCAUGACAGAGGGGUCUGAGGAGAUGUUGAGUGUCAAUGUCUCUUAUGUUAUCGAGAUCAUUCUCCCAAUGCUUCUUGAUCGCGUCUCUGAAAAGGGUGUUUUGGACCUCAUUGAUAGGCUCUGUGUAAACUACCAAUUCUUGGAAGUUUUAUCCAUUCGAUACUUGAACAAGCUUGCCUAUGAUGAAUACGAUAGAGAGGCUUUUGGUGAUAUUAUCGAGAGCCUCACGAAGUCGUUCGUUCAAACUCAAGCAGUGAAACCAUUUUUAACCAACUCAUGGCAAAAAAACUUUAUUCCCAGAUUCCUUGGGAUUAUCCUCAAGAGAAGUGGUGAAGAACCUGUCAUAUUAGAGCUCGCUGGUCAACUUUUCGGAUACAUAGUGCGUUUCAUCGAAAAAUCGAAGCAUCAAUCAACUUUGGAAGAUUAUGUCUCUGUUUUUUUGAACAAUGACGUCCACGAAGGUGUUUCCAUGGAGAGUUUGAGCGAGCAUCCGUCUCCCAAAAUUACGUUAUUCAAGCAUUUGCUCGCUAAAAUUGACAAGAAAGUGAUAUUUCCGGAUCAGUCCCAGGGAGCCCUUAUCGAUUCUUUCAUCAAGCUUGCUCAUAACUCAGAGAAUGAGUAUGUUAGGCUUGGUUAUUUGCAAGUGAUCGCACUUUUAGUCAACAAAUUCACCCUUGGAAAUGACGAGUCAGUAUCAAAACAUUUUCUUCAAUCAUUCGAGAAAGGACCAAGUGAUUCGGCGUCUCUUGAAAUCGCAAUUUGGAUUUUGAAGGGCUUAAUAGUGAAGCUUGACCCCUCUGGGUCGAAGUUCUUGGAUCUAGUCGUGACUCAAUUGACUGAAUCCGAGGAUUUUAGAUUCUGUAAGGCCAUCUCCAGCUCAUUCACUAUUCUUAUGAGUGACUUGGAUAUCUUCACAAACAAGGAAAACAGCAAAACUAGAAUCAUUUCGGGAGUGGUUAACCUAAAUGCUAGGCUUCUUUACAAGCAACAAAUUUUUGAAAGCUUGCUUCAAAAACUCCUCGCUGGUUUUACGGCUACUCAGGAUGCUUCAAGAAGAGAAGUGAGCUUGGCUACAUUGGCCGUUAUUAUAAACAACGUCUCGCCUGAGAUUUUAAAGCCUCAUUUGAAAGAAGUUUUGCCGUUGGUAUUGAAUGGAUUGACUCUACAGAAUAGCAGUGUGCUCAAAGCUUCAUUGCAAACAUUCAAAGUGAUAAUCCAGGAGUCCCCGGAAUUAAUACAAGAGAAUCUUUCUAGUCUCUUGAGUAAGUUAAUUUUCUUGAGCACUCACAAAAUGGUUGUUGACAAGAGAUUGGUCAACAAUGAGACGAUCAGACUUUUGAGUUUGGAUUGUAUAUUGGGUGUCUUUACGAGGUUGGAACAUACCAAAUUGGUGAGAUAUCAAAGCAGCGCAAGAAUGGAGCUCGCUCGUGGCCUUGAUGACAAGAAAAGAAAUGUUCGGAAAAAGACCACAGACGUCCGUCAAGUCUUGUAUGAAUUAGGCCACUGAGCAUGAUCGGAUUAUAGACCAUUAUAAUUAUUCAUCAUCGGAUUCA
Metschnikowia bicuspidata var. bicuspidata NRRL YB-4993 is the source of this 3420-nucleotide messenger RNA. RefSeq names its product Met18p (gene MET18). Gene Ontology annotation, cellular component: cytosolic [4Fe-4S] assembly targeting complex. The record is from RefSeq and is a predicted model, not a curated record. Gene Ontology annotation, biological process: iron-sulfur cluster assembly. The transcript has a single exon. The coding region runs from base 183 to 3374 and encodes 1063 amino acids. NCBI's taxonomy places the organism in Eukaryota, Fungi, Ascomycota, Pichiomycetes, Serinales, Metschnikowiaceae.